Messenger RNA from Cadophora gregata, 1101 nucleotides. RefSeq lists its product as uncharacterized. The record is from RefSeq and is a predicted model, not a curated record. Gene Ontology annotation, molecular function: triacylglycerol lipase activity. NCBI's taxonomy places the organism in Eukaryota, Fungi, Ascomycota, Leotiomycetes, Helotiales, Ploettnerulaceae. The transcript is spliced from 3 exons. The coding region runs from base 1 to 1101 and encodes 366 amino acids.
AUGACAACACUGUUACCUCGUGUCGCACGCACGAGAUGGCUCUUCCAAAAUGUGCCUCGCCGGCCAACUCCUCUACCUACGAAUAUCCUUAGAACCGCCGCCCUCCUACGCAAACCAAUGUCCCUUUCCCUUUCUACGACCUGCUGCUGCUGUUCUUUAGGAAAAAAGGAGAGGGCUGACAAGAUUGGAAAUCCUGGGAAUACGGAUACUGGAGAGCAGAAAAAGACAGAUAGUGAUCCGAGGAUCAAUGAUUUGGGAAGGGCGAUUGAAGAUGAUUAUGCUACGAUUAGAGAAACAUAUGCAACACCCAAACACCCCAUUGUUCUCGCCCAUGGUCUUUUAGGCUUCGACGAGCUUCGACUCGCAGGCUCCCUUCUCCCAGGCGUACACUACUGGCGCGGCAUCACCGACGCAAUGCGCGCGAACGGUAUCGAAUUCAUAACUGCUUCCGUCCCAGCAUCCGGCAGCAUCGAAGAACGAGCCCUGAAACUCGGCCAGGACAUCGCCUCCAAAGCAAACGGCAAGAGCGUCAAUAUAAUUGCUCACAGCAUGGGGGGCCUAGAUGCCCGAUACAUGAUCUCCCGACUCAAGCCAGAGAAUGUUGACGUUUUGUCUCUUACCACAGUAGCGUCGCCGCAUCGAGGAUCGAGUUUCGCGGACUAUGUUUUCCAGGAACUGGGGCCGUCCUAUGUACCGCAUUUCUGCAAGUGGUUUGAGAGAAUCGGAAUUAGUACUGGAGCCUUCAAGCAGUUGACGACGAAGUAUAUGCGGGAGGAAUUCAAUCCGAAGACGCCUGAUGUCCCGGGUGUGAGAUACUUUUCUUACGGAGCCACGGUGGAUCCUAGUCUUUGGAGUGCUUUCCGACAGCCGCACCGCGUGGUUGAGAGGAUGGAGGGCCCGAAUGAUGGUUUGGUUAGUGUGGAAAGUGCGAAGUGGGGGACGUAUAAGGGGACGUUGGUUGAUGUUAGUCAUUUGGACUUGAUCAAUUGGACAAAUAGGCUGAGGUGGAUGAUGUGGCAGCUGGUGGGUAAUGAGCGAAAGUUCAAUGCCAUUGCGUUCUACUUGGAUAUCGCAGAUAUGCUUUCCAAGGAAGACUUGUAA